CAGUAAUCAAUCAUCGAUUAGCUGAAACACCCACAACUCUCCAAAAUGUUCAAAGUGUGUGUUUUGUUCGCCAUUUUAUCGGUAGCUUUCGCUGCUCCUGCUGCUGAACCGAAAGCCGAAGCCAAGCCUGGAUUGGUAGCUGCUGCUUACACCGCUCCUGUCGUUGCUGCGCCUGUUGCUGCUGCUCCUGUCGCCUAUGCAGCGGCUUACACAUCUCCUGUCGGUUAUGUCGCCCCAGCAGUCUACAAUGCGGGAUAUACCGCUUAUUCGCCGUACACUGGAGCGCUCGUUGUUGUGUAAAUAUGUGUCUGUUAGUAGUUUAGUCAAUAAAAAAUGCAAUGGUCAAGACGAA
Tribolium castaneum (red flour beetle) is the source of this 352-nucleotide messenger RNA. RefSeq names its product neuropeptide-like 3 (gene MFK3-6). The transcript is spliced from 2 exons. Bases 46 to 300 code for a protein of 84 amino acids. Lineage: Eukaryota; Metazoa; Arthropoda; Insecta; Coleoptera; Tenebrionidae. The record is from RefSeq and is marked validated.